GUGAGUGUGAGAGGUGAGUGUGAAGUGUGAGGGUGAGUGUGAGUGAAGUGUGAGGGUGAGUGUGAGUGAGUGUGAGGUGCAGAUCCCGGGGGUGAGGGGUCUGUCUCCCUGAGGGUUGGGGGUUGCAGGCCUGGUGUAUGUGGAGCUGAUUCCAGUGGUUGAGGGGCAAGGGAAGCACAUCCUGCUCUCUCUACCACUGAAAAACGUUGUUUUUAUUCAAGGUACAGAUCUGCUAAUAACAAACCAUCCCCAUUUGUCACCUAUUCUGUUCCUGCCCUCUCUCUCUCUCUCUCUCUCUCUCUGUGUGUGAGGUGAGGGUGCAAGUCUGGUAUUUGAUCUGGGGCAGAUCCUGGUGUUUGAGGGGGGUCUGAUCCCAGUAUUUGUGGAGUGGGAGAAAUUUGACAGGUAAGAGGGUAGAUCCCAGUAUCUGGGGGACGAAGGGGUGAGGGAGGGGUGCAGAUUGUUGUGUUGGAGGGUGAGAGGGGCAGACCUUGUUGUUUGACAGGUUAGGAGGCAGACCCUGGUGUCUGGGAGUUGCAGGGGCCUUGUGUUUGAGUUUGAGGAGUGUUGAAAGGACAGUUUGUUUGGGGGGGACAGCGGCUGCAGCUGAGGAUGGGCUGUAAGCCAGGCUGAUGGCCCAACACAUGGCUGUGGCAGACCUCUCAUCCCUGGAACAGCAGCUCUCCUGCUCCAUCUGCUUGGAAGUCUUUAGCCACCCCGUUAACCUUCCCUGCGGACACACGUUUUGCCAGCAUUGCAUCCAGAAAACCUGGGAUCACAAUGCCCUCAGCUCGGUCAACAUGUGCCCGCAGUGCCGGGCAGUCUUUGUCCCCACGCCCACCCUGCAGAAGAACAUUGUCCUCUGCGGGAUCGUGGACGAGUUCCACAGAAUGGGCCAGGUGGGUGCAAGGCCAACCCUGGCAGAUGACGUACCGUGCGAUUCUUGCCUCAGCUGGACCAAGGCUGCAAAGUCCUGCUUAACCUGCUUGUCCACAUUCUGUGAGGGCCACCUCAGGCCACACUUCGAGGGCGAGGCCUUUCGAGACCACCAGCUCAGCGACCCCGUCAAACAUUUGGACAAGAGGCGAUGCAAAGUGCACUCAAAGCUUCUUGAGUUCUUCUGCAAGACGGAUCAGAUGUGUAUCUGUGGUCUGUGCAUCUUACACACACAUCGGGAUCACAAGGUCAUUACCACAGAAGAGGAGACCAAGGACAAAAAGAAUCUUCUUCAGGAAGAAAGAAUAAGAAGGCAAAGUCAAAUCGAAGAUAUUAAUGCAGCGAUUCUCAAAUUAAAGGACAAUGCCUUGUCCAUCAAAGAAACUACAUGUCAGGUGAGAUCUGACAUCGAUAAGAACUUUGGCGAUCUUAUCAACUGCGUUAAAGAGUCGCAGAGCAUUGUAACAAACAUCAUUGAGAGUGAGGAAGCUGUUGCCUUGGCGCAAACCGACAGCAUCCAGAACUGGCUGCACCAGAGGUACUCUGGCCUCAAGAGGAAGACUGAUGAAAUAGAUCUGCUCUUGAAAUCUGACAGCAUCCAGCUCUUAAAGGAAUUUCAAACUCUGGAAGAAAUGGAGACAGACCUUGUGUUACCAACAUUGGAUACUGAUAUUGAUAAACAGCUUUCCAAUUUAAGGUGCAUAAUUGCUGAAUUGACAAAAGAUAUGAUGGAGAAACUGCUUGAAGCCUAUCGAGAGAAGCUACCUGCAAUUAAAGAAAAUGGAUCUUGGACGAAUAGCAGCUUUCCCAAAUUGCCUCAAUACUCACAACUCGUAGCUUCUCAGCAAAUGGUUGGUUUUCAGUCUAUGCCUGCUGCUGGUCCCAGCCAUGCCCCUCAGCCUCUCCUGCCUCAGGACUUUUGGCCAACUUCUUCAUUAACUGGUAUGGACAUGGGUGGCCGAUGUAUCAUUGCUCCAAACAGGACUCUUGGCCCACCAUCAAUGCCAGCACCAACUCAAGUUAGGCGUCAGCCAUCUAGUGCAGCUGGAACGGAACGGGAGCCCCUCACAGCUGCGAUGCUUUCAGGUCUCCCCUUCCAGGAACAGAAACAACGCUUAGGUGAACGGCUUUUCAAGUUAAUCCAUGUUUUGCAGCCUUACUUGGCGGGAAAGAUCACUGGCAUGCUGCUGGAGUUGGAUAACUUGGAACUGCUACACUGCUUAGAGUGCUCGGAUUCUCUCCACUCUAGGGUUGAUGAUGCUGUGUUGGCUCUACAGAGGUAUCAGGCUCAGAGAGACUUCCUUCUGAAAACCUCUAAACGGAAGAAAUAGGAAGCAACAAGCAAGCAGGACUUUUAUCAGCAUUUGUGGUAGCGCAGCUUGUGUCAAACAGCUGCUGUGUGAUUAGCUUACAGUGAGGCUCAGCUGACGAAUGAAUGGUUGUCUUGGUGGUUUAUUGAAUAUUGGGACUGAAUUUUGAAACCAGUCUGCUAAUAUUGGAGAUUGGGUGGCUUCAAGAACCGGAGUGCUCACAGGGAGGUACUAGUAAAGUCUGAAGCCAGAUAAUAUGGGCCAGUACUCCACCAAACUAAAGCUGCCCACAAAUGUGGCAUUGGUUAGUGUAGAAUUCUCAUUCUCAUUCUACUUGGUUACUGUGAAAAGCUGUCGGGAUGAAUGAAGCUGGAAUUGUUGACUGAUACACUGGAUAUUGUUUUCUGAGUCCAGUAGGAAGAAUUAUUUCUGAGGCUCAGAGUAGAGGCAUGUUAACUCUAUACGAGGAGCACUAAAACAGAUCAUAUGGGAACUGAAUGAAAAGCAAAACAAAAUCUCUUGCAUUUCCCCAGUUUGCCAUUCAUCUCUCGGUAGAAUGUGCCUUUUAAAUAAAUGUUGCUUUUUGAAAACUUU
Messenger RNA from Amblyraja radiata (thorny skate), 2840 nucleotides. RefSeq names its product E3 ubiquitin/ISG15 ligase TRIM25-like. The record is from RefSeq and is a predicted model, not a curated record. The transcript is spliced from 10 exons. Gene Ontology annotation, molecular function: RNA binding; zinc ion binding. Bases 633 to 2267 code for a protein of 544 amino acids. Lineage: Eukaryota; Metazoa; Chordata; Chondrichthyes; Rajiformes; Rajidae.